GAACUAAGAGCUCAUCAGCAGAGCGAGGAGCUGUGGACUGCACUGUGACACUGGAAUCUUGUACUGAACUAGCCGGAGUCAUGUAUUGUGCUUAUCCUGCCUCUGGGACAGGAAACAACUCACUGAUGUAUGGCUGCAAUGUGAAAUCAGUUUAUGAUGACAUCAACCAGAACCCGUCCACGCACCCAUCCUCCACGACCCCCAGCAAUAUGUUUGGCAGCACAUUCUAUGAAUGUACAAACGGAUCCACGGACAUGUGGGGUUCCACGGGUGAACUGAGCCAGCUGGGAUAUGGAGGCCGCUCUACCCACCAGUCCCACUCAGGGAACUACAACAACCUGCCAUCCAACAGUCACCCGGACUAUUCUCCACACUCAGUCUCCCCCGCUGACAUCAGCCGAGGUCUUCCUCCCAUGUCUACGUUCCACCGGGGCGGCAACACGACCUCUCACCCUCAAGCCGCCAGCAGCCCAGACAGCUCCACAAGUAACCAUGGUAACCGUGACCAUCCCGCUGACAGGACGCAGACUGGGGAUGCCCUGGGGAAAGCUCUGGCUUCUAUUUACUCCCCUGACCACACGAGCAGUAGCCUUCCGUCCAGUUCCUCCACCCCUGCCAGGUCUCCAUCCCCUCUCACAAGCUCUGCUGCACCCCAAGGUACUAACCUCUGGCCCCGCACAUCAACUCACGCCCCUGUCUCCCCUAAUUAUGAGUCUUGUCUCAUAUCCAUGUCUCAGCUGGAGGAUCGUCUGGACAGACUGGAUGACGUGAUCCAUGUCCUGCGCAGUCAUGCUGUGGGGCCCGUCCCCCGCCUGACCAGCGACAUCCACAGCCUGAUGAACCCAACUCACCCUGGCCUGAGCUCUGCCCCAGGACCCCACGGCACCAAUCACACACCUGCCAUGACAGAAGGGGUCAAUCUCAACAACAACCCCUCCGCAUUGCACAACCGCAAUCACAAUGGCCACCCCUAUAACAGUGUGCGACGAACAUCCCAACAGACCAUACACAUGCAGGAAGAAAGUAGAGCAUUGUUCAGCCAGCUGGAUCUGAAGUUGGAGGGUCUCGAUGGAGACGACAUGCAGACUUGUCAGAGCCACAGCUCAGCCAGCCAGCGUUCCGACGAGGAGAGUGACACACGGGAUACUAAGACACCAGGAGACAGCACCAGCAGCAUCCAUGAGGACGAGGACCUCAGUCCGGAGCAGAAGGCCGAGCGGGAGAGGGAGAGGAGGAUGGCCAACAACGCCCGGGAGCGUCUGCGUGUGCGGGACAUCAACGAGGCCUUCAAGGAGCUGGGCCACAUGUGCCAGCUGCACCUGAAGAACGAGAAGCCCCAGACCAAGCUUCUGGUGCUGCACCAGGCUGUGGCUGUAAUACUCAGUCUAGAACAACAAGUCCGAGAGAGAAACUUGAACCCAAAGACCGCCUGUCUCAGGAGACGUGAAGAGGAGAAGGUGUCCGGGGUGUUGACAGACGGCCAGCCGCUACACCCAUCACUCCACCCAAGUCUGACAGACACAGCUAACCCUAUGGGCCAUCUCUGAGCCCCCGUCAGAUGUUGAGUUGAUGAGCAUCCUGAGAUGGUGGACCUGUUCAGCCGCUCCGGAUGGUGUUGCUGUCUUCACAACUCUCUAAAUGGACUCGUGCCUGAAUUUACUUGUAAUUGACAAAUGCAUUGUAAUCUGAAAAUGUUUUGUACUACCGGUUUCUUUUUUUUAAAAACAUUUAAAUAUCAAUGAUCUUUCUGUUUGACAUCAAAAAGCAAUUAAGUCUUUGGAUAAAGCCACUGUUAUCCUUGUUGUGGGGUUAACUAUCCUGGUUUAAGCUAGACCCAGAAUCAUACUACACAAUUUAUCUUUGUGCACUGAAUAUGUCAACCGCGGAGGACAGAUAUUUUUAAAUGUGUGAGUGUUUGUGCACACCAGUGCAUCUUGUUGAGUGUGAGUCCACAUGUAUGUGUGAGUUUGACCAUUCUGUGAAUGAACAGACCUCUCUUCAUUUGUUCUGUUCGUUGCAUCCUAGUUGCUAUGCUAUCCAUGUUGCCAUGACCACUAGGUCUGUCAUGUCAGUCAUGUUGGUGAAUGGUAUUUUCUUAAAGGCCACAGUGAUGGAUAGAACAGAGCAAUAUGUAAUCUCCCCGAUUCCCUCUAAGUAUUACUCUUCACAUGUGUAUUGUUUGUUGCAUGUAUUAUCUUUCUAGAUUUAAUUGAUUUUUUUCAAUAGUUCAUCUUUUAUACAUGUAUUGAGAAGUAAUUAUUACAUUGUCGGUUUCAAUUUUACACAAGAUGAUGUUUUGUCAUAUUUUCUAAACAUUUUAACAGAUUAUAAUUAUUUUACUUUGACCAGAACUGUAGGUGAUAGCGAUAUAGAUUAACUAAUCUCCGAUUUCUAACACAAUAUUGUCUGAAGUUUAAAAUUAUGCGGCUGAAAAUAA
Messenger RNA from Osmerus eperlanus (European smelt), 2437 nucleotides. Its product is annotated as transcription factor 12-like. Gene Ontology annotation, cellular component: chromatin; transcription regulator complex. The record is from RefSeq and is a predicted model, not a curated record. Lineage: Eukaryota; Metazoa; Chordata; Actinopteri; Osmeriformes; Osmeridae. Bases 81 to 1547 code for a protein of 488 amino acids. The transcript has 13 exons. Gene Ontology annotation, molecular function: protein dimerization activity; RNA polymerase II cis-regulatory region sequence-specific DNA binding; DNA-binding transcription factor activity, RNA polymerase II-specific. Gene Ontology annotation, biological process: regulation of transcription by RNA polymerase II.